Messenger RNA from Solenopsis invicta (red fire ant), 642 nucleotides. Its product is annotated as mucin-7-like. The transcript has 2 exons. Bases 1 to 642 code for a protein of 213 amino acids. NCBI's taxonomy places the organism in Eukaryota, Metazoa, Arthropoda, Insecta, Hymenoptera, Formicidae. The record is from RefSeq and is a predicted model, not a curated record.
AUGGGACUUCUCCCCGCCCCCAGGGGGGCGGAAAGGCCCAAGGCACCCCCGACUGCGGGCAAGAUCGCCAGGCAGUCCGGGGUUGCCCCCCAGAAAGGAGCGGGCAACGCGGUCGCUGUGGCCGCGAGGCCCGCUCUGACGACGCAGAGGGAGGCCACCCCGUCCAUACUAGAGCUAUGGACGGAGGUGGUCUCCAAAAAGACCAGGAAAAAGGCCGCCAAAGCCGCCGAAAGGGCGACGAAGACGGCCCCACCCCCGGCGGCGAGGCCGACAAGGGUCCUCCCUAUCCCGCCCCCGAAACCCACCCCCCAACAACCUUCUUCGAAGAAGAAGAAGAAGAGGGGCGGACGUGGAGGGGGCCAGGGGGGACCAGGGGGGCAAACCCCGAGUGGCGCUAGCUCCACGGGUCCGGCCAGGGCAGCCAAAAUCAGGCCGCCGACAACGGCGGCCGUGACGCCAAUCAUGGCGAUCUCUUCGCCGCGUCUCGCAGCCGAGCAUCCUCGGCUGAUUACUUCUCCGCCCACGACGAGUAUCCUCGUCGAGUCCACAGGCCAGGCAUCCCUGGCUAAUCAACGCCGUCUUAUCGCCAGGGAAGACUUGCUCAUUGUAAACCAGAACAUCAUCAAGGCAUCUGCGCCUUGA